CCCCAGAAGGCCGAAAACCCCACGGCCGAGAACCCAAAAAAUCGCAGCGCGCGAAAACGCAGGAGCAGCCCGCCGACUCGCCACCGCCGCCCCCGCGCACGGCAACGACCACCGGCGGCGGCCGCUGCGGCGGAGGACUAGGAGAUGGCGCCGCUCGUGCCGAUGUCGCAGCCGUGGGUGGAGAAAUACCGGCCAAGGCAGGUCAAGGAUGUGGCGCACCAGGAGGAGGUCGUCCGGGUGCUCACCAACACCCUCCAGACCGCUGAUCUGCCACACAUGCUGUUCUACGGCCCGCCGGGCACCGGGAAGACCACCACUGCACUCGCCAUUGCCUACCAGCUCUACGGUCCAGAGCUGUACAAGUCAAGAGUUUUGGAGCUCAAUGCUAGUGAUGAUCGUGGAAUUAAUGUGGUGAGGACGAAAAUCAAGGAUUUUGCUGCUGUUGCUGUUGGUACUGCACGGAAAGCUGGUUAUCCCUGCCCACCUUACAAGAUGAUUAUACUUGAUGAAGCUGAUUCGAUGACAGAAGAUGCCCAGAAUGCUUUGAGGCGUACUAUGGAGACUUACUCAAAAGUGACCAGAUUCUUUUUUAUAUGCAACUAUAUCAGCAGGAUAAUAGAACCACUUGCAUCUAGAUGUGCAAAGUUUAGGUUCAAGCCUCUUUCAGAAGAAGUGAUGAGCAGUCGUAUUAUGCAUAUAUGCAAUGAAGAAAGUCUCAAUCUUGAUGCUCAGGCGCUGUCCACACUGAGUGCCAUUUCUCAAGGUGAUCUUCGUCGUGCUAUAACCUACCUUCAGAGUGCAGCCCGCUUAUUCGGAUCUUCUAUCUCUUCCAGUGACCUGAUCAGUGUUUCUGGGGUUAUCCCUGAAGAUGUUGUGAAGUCACUGCUUGCAGCCUGCAGAUCUGGUGAAUUUGAUGUUGCAAACAAGGAAGUUAGCAACAUCAUCGCAGAUGGAUAUCCAGUCUCCCAGCUGAUGGCACAGUUUCUAGAUGUAAUUGUUAGUGCGGAUGAUAUUCCAGAUGAGCAAAAGGCAAGGAUAUGUAAAAAGCUUGGGGAAACUGAUAAGUGCUUGGUCGAUGGGGCAGAUGAGUAUCUACAGCUUUUGGAUGUUGCCAGCGAGACAAUUCGUGCUCUUUUCGACAUGCCACAAACGCUGGUCUUCUAAGAGAUGUUCGCAAAGAGGCAUGGUGUUGGUGAUGACCGAUGAUCAUCAUUUGCAAGCCCUGGAAGGCGUCUUUAGAUGCUGCACAGCACAAGGCUAAUCUCCAUCGCUAUUCUGUUGCUGCGUUUUCCUUAGAUUUGUGAUGGGUUAAAGUGUGACUAGCGUGCCCAAAGUUUAGCUGAACUCUGCCUGUGGAUGUCCAGUAUGGCAUGGAACAUUUUCCGUCUUACAUCUUGUGCAUUAUAUUUCCCUCUUGCCCCCUGACGACGCAUUGAUGGCAGAUAGCAGCUUAACAUUGGCAUUCCA
Messenger RNA from Setaria italica (foxtail millet), 1467 nucleotides. RefSeq names its product replication factor C subunit 2. Gene Ontology annotation, molecular function: DNA clamp loader activity; ATP hydrolysis activity; DNA binding. Gene Ontology annotation, biological process: DNA-templated DNA replication; DNA repair. NCBI's taxonomy places the organism in Eukaryota, Viridiplantae, Streptophyta, Magnoliopsida, Poales, Poaceae. Bases 145 to 1164 code for a protein of 339 amino acids. Gene Ontology annotation, cellular component: DNA replication factor C complex; nucleus. The transcript is spliced from 12 exons. The record is from RefSeq and is a predicted model, not a curated record.